UAUACUUUGUGUGCUCAAUAAUAGAGUGGACACUGCCAGCCAUGCGAAAUGGUUUCAUACAGCUUUGGGGUCUGCCUUUUGUUUGCAUUGUUGGAGGAUAUCGAGGAAGAAUGGAUAUGUGAAUAAGUUACUGGGAGAAGCUUCGAGUGGGACUCUGAAUAAAUGGAUUUAGAUUCAUCACUAUUACCAGUUUCUCAGGCACUGCUGGGUCCUGGAGAUAUAAUGAUGAGCAAGAUUGGAAGGACACACAAUGAUUGAGGAAAACCUAAUAUGCUGUCAUCAACAUCCUUCCAUAAGCUAGUUUGAAAAACAUUGGAUUUCAAAGAAAACAAAAUUACCUUUCUGUUCUAAAAGAUGAAAACGACUGGGUUACUUUCAAAAGACAACCAAGUGAGCACCGCAGACUAAUGAGUAGAAUCAAUAAGAACGUGAUUUUGGCCCUUUUAACAUUAACAAGUUCUGCAUUUCUCCUGUUUCAGUUGUACUACUAUAAGCACUAUUUAUCAACAAAGAAUGGAGCUGGUUUAUCAAAAUCCAAAGGAAGCCGAAUUGGAUUUGAUAGCACACAGUGGCGUGCACUUAAAAAAUUUAUUAUGCUAACAUCCAGCCAAAAUGUACCAGCGUUCCUUAUUGAUCCUUUGAUUCUGGAAUUAAUUAAUAAAAACUUUGAACAAGUCAAAAAUACUUCUCGUGGCUCCACUUCAGAAUGCAAGUUUUUCUGUGUUCCAAGAGACUUCACUGUGUUUGCACUACAGUAUCACCUAUGGAAGAAUGAGGAAGGCUGGUUUCGGAUAGCUGAGAAUAUGGGAUUUCAGUGCCUAAAGAUUGAGAGCAAAGAUCCCCGGCUAGAUGGGAUAGACUCACUUUCUGGAACCGAAAUUCCCCUGCACUAUAUCUGCAAAUUGGCCACUCAUGCCAUCCACUUGGUGGUCUUUCAUGAGAGAAGUGGCAACUACCUCUGGCACGGCCAUCUACGACUCAGAAGACACAUUGACAGGAAAUUUGUUCCUUUUAGAAAGUUACAGUUUGGUCGUUAUCCUGGAGCUUUUGACAGGCCAGAGUUACAGCAAGUUACUGUUGAUGGACUAGAAGUUCUCAUUCCAAAAGAUCCAAUGCACUUUCUAGAAGAAAUACCACACUCUAGGUUUAUUGAGUGUAGGUAUAAGGAAGCACGGGCGUUCUUUCAGCAGUACCUUGAUGAUAACACUGUGGAAGCUAUGGCCUUUCGGAAGAGUGCAAAGGAAUUAUUGCAACUGGCAGCCAAAACAUUAAACAAAUUGGGAGUACAAUUCUGGCUGAGCAGUGGAACUUGUCUAGGAUGGUAUCGGCAGUGCAACAUUAUUCCUUAUAGCAAAGAUGUCGACCUAGGAAUUUUUAUACAAGAUUACAAACCUGAUAUUAUUUUAGCAUUUCAGGAUGCAGGACUUCCACUCAAACAUAAAUUUGGGAAGGUAGAAGACAGCUUGGAACUAUCCUUCCAGGGAAAAGAUGAUGUAAAACUUGACAUUUUUUUCUUCUAUGAAGAGACUGACCACAUGUGGAAUGGAGGCACUCAGGCCAAAACAGGAAAAAAAUUUAAAUACCUAUUCCCCAAGUUUACACUGUGCUGGACUGAGUUUGUGGACAUGAAGGUUCAUGUGCCCUGUGAAACCAUCGAAUACAUUGAGGCCAACUAUGGUAAGACCUGGAAAAUUCCUGUAAAGACAUGGGACUGGAAGCACUCUCCUCCCAAUGUGCAGCCCAAUGGAAUCUGGCCUAUUUCUGAGUGGGAUGAGGUCAUCCAGUUAUACUGAGAUACUAGGUUGAAAUGGGAGAAUUCCCCUCCUGAAAAAAAGGUGGAUAACUGUUUAAAAAGACACAUCUAUUUGUCAAACAUAAGCAGGAGCCAAAGGAAAAAAAGGACAAGCUUGAAAGCAUAGGGAGUCCUAACUCCUGAGCCAUCUGAUUUACUUCUCUCAUUCAAUAUUUUUUGAGGAAUUUCCAUGUGCCAAGUACAAUGCUAGAUUACAGUGGAGAAACAGAGAUGAAUGAGACAAAUGCCUGCAUCUUUUCCCCCUCUUUUUGGUAAACACCUCAGUUUUCCUUUGAGGGAAACACCCCCACCCUUUGAAGAGCUCAAGUAGAACAUAUGUUCUGUAAGGGUUUUAAAAAUGUUAAGUAAUGUUUGGACUAGAAGAUGAGUUCACCAGGCAAAGCUAAGGAAGUUAAAAAGAAUAACCCAUACCUGUUCUUUGCAUUUAAACUAGUACAUUAGUGCUACUUUUAAGAUUGUAGAGUCUGAGUUAAUAUUCAAGUGUUCAGAGUUUAGGUGGUAUCAAGAAUAGAUGGUAGCAGAUUGAUUUUACAAGCAAUCUGAUGUGGAAUUGAUUUAGAGUUCAGGGCAUUAUUCUAUAAGGGAAGGUGAGAACUUAUUUCUAGCUUUAUCGAGGUAAGUAAAUUUCCAUACACUUACUAUUUUCAUAUUUGAAGUGAGAAGUAAGCUUAUGCUUGUGUGAUGCUUAAAUUUCCAGCCAUUGUUAGAAUAUUUUCACUAACCUCUGAUGGUACUUGUUGACAAAUCAUUCAAAUAAGACCAUGCUACCACACAUGGUUUUGAAAAAGUCGUGGUUUCACAAAACUGAUUUUUCUUAUUUUAUUCUCAAUCACUUUGUUAGGUAAAAAUAUAAGCUAUUCAUGGACAUUUUAUAUUUUCUGAAUUUGUAAUUCUUAUACUCUUAAUAUUAACACUAAAAUGUUAAUAGAGAUACCUCUGAUUUUUCUAAAUGUACUCUUUAUUGUAUUCAUUCAUCAAUUACAGUUCUAUGUCUUUAAUUUAUGGGCUAUGUACAAUUUAAAUGGCAUGUAAAUCUACCUGUUCCUUCUCCUCUUCCAGUAGUACAUCAGGUCUCCAAAAUGGAAGUUAAUGGUGAAUUUAACCCACCCCAGAUUAUAGUGUUUAUAAGUGUUUGUAAGUUUGUAUCCAUCCAUAGUUGUUCAA
Messenger RNA from Lemur catta (Ring-tailed lemur), 2977 nucleotides. It is a transcript of the gene FKTN, whose product is annotated as fukutin. NCBI's taxonomy places the organism in Eukaryota, Metazoa, Chordata, Mammalia, Primates, Lemuridae. Bases 408 to 1793 code for a protein of 461 amino acids. Gene Ontology annotation, cellular component: Golgi membrane. The transcript is spliced from 12 exons. The record is from RefSeq and is a predicted model, not a curated record.